Messenger RNA from Haemonchus placei, 534 nucleotides. NCBI's taxonomy places the organism in Eukaryota, Metazoa, Nematoda, Chromadorea, Rhabditida, Trichostrongylidae. The record is from the annotation of a GenBank genome assembly.
AUGACGGACGUUAUGCGAGAUAUGAUUGCCCAGCUAAUGGGCAGACAGAAGGAAGAUGAAGAGGGAAGAGAACUUGUUCCUUACAACCAUCCCUCAGUUUGCCGUGCGUUUCUCAUUGGAUGCUGUCCCUAUGAGUUAGUACCUGAUAGCAGGUUACAAGGAAUUAUUUCAUGUCGGAAAACUCACGAACCAGCUCACAAGGCUGAUUACCUGAAAGCGCAAAGCGAGAGGGAUCAUUACUAUGAUGUUGAUGCUUUCGAUAUAUUGGAGAACGCUAUACGAGUAGUGGAUAAUGAAAUUUCUCGCAUCAAAGAGAAGCUUGAUCGUGAAGCGAAGGAACAAACAGACUCCGCAGAAGCGGUCAAGACACAGCGUAUUGGCGAAUUGAGUGAACAAAUCGGUAGAGCUGUUGCAGAAAUGGAAGAAUUGGGGAACAUGGGGAAAGUGGAAGAAUCUAUGAAGUUGUCAAAGACAGUUGAAGAUCUUCGGGCCCGCAAAGCGGAACUAGAGGUGCCUUUACAAUAUGUGAAGUAA